Molecule: messenger RNA, 3953 nt
Organism: Orussus abietinus
Lineage: Eukaryota; Metazoa; Arthropoda; Insecta; Hymenoptera; Orussidae
Product: atrial natriuretic peptide-converting enzyme
Exons: 13
Coding region: 979-3336 (785 amino acids)
Biological process (GO): proteolysis
Molecular function (GO): protein binding; serine-type endopeptidase activity
Source: RefSeq, a predicted model, not a curated record
AGCGCCCUUGUCCUGCAGUCUCUUCGAGGUGGCGUCCUACCAACGACAGGUGUCCUGAUGCAUAUCGAGGACCCUCGGACCUGGGUGCAACGAGAGGCCGUUUCACGCUCAUUUGUAUGCCGCCUUGGAGUGGCAGAUUCCGGGGACACCGUGCGGGGAAGAAGAAGAAAAAAAAGUCUGAAAUCUCUAGACCAGAGUGGAAGGCGGUGCGACCCAGUUGCGCCUUUCGGCCAGGAGCGCUUGGCUCGGCUCUGGAGAAGGGCGGCGCGUUCUCCAACGUGCUCCGGUGGCCGCCAGGUCGACUAAUCGCCGGUCGACUCGCGGCGGUACCGCACGCGAUUUACGCGCGAACGCGAGGGGAUUAACGGUCGUUCUUUUCUCGGUUCGUUGCACGGAGGGAGACGGGCUUUUCGGAAGCAUCCUCCAGGAAGAACCCAACCCGCCACCCUGCCCCUUACGGCAUGGGGAACAGCUGCGACCCUCCGGAGACGGAUACGUAGAAUCCCGAAAGAGGGGAACUCGGCAGUCUUUAUCGAGUGCCCGAAGAAAGUACACCGGGGACCUAGGGACUAGUGGAUUAAAUCCCAAGUGGGUAAUGAACUUUCGCACGGGAGAAAGUUCCGCGAGGAGUGCUGGAAAAUCAUCCUGGAGAUCCAUCCGGUGACUCGGAGAGUUCCAUCCUCCGAUAAAAAGCGUAGAGCCUCUUGAGAGGUCCUAAUGACCUCUUAGGGGACUCGAAAGAGAUCCCCCCGUGAAAGUUCUGCAGACUUGUACGAAGAUGCUCAUGAUGGCCGCAAGUGUUUCCGUUCCGUGCAGUGACUAGUGACUCGUGAGAUUUCUCCACGUCCCUCCGAUGAGCUGCUGAUCCGAAAGUCAUCUCGCGCGAUGCCUUGGACCAGCUCCGAAAAUUCUCUCAGAGAGGAAUCAGAGAUCUAGCGACACUCCUAGAGGGACUUCCGGGAGGAACGGCGAACGAAGAUGACGGUCUCGACGGAGCACAAGAGGAAGACCUCCUGGGACUCCAAGAUAUCCGUGAGCACGGUCAGCACGAGGAGGUUCAGCAGAGCUGGGACCCCCAGCUCUAUUCUCUCUUCGGACAGCGACAUCCGGUUCACCAGGAAGCUGGGGGGCCAAUACAGAUGCGGAUGCUGCGUCCUAGCCGCUUUUCUACUCUUCCUCCUCUUCUCCGGGGUCUCCAUCUACCUCGGAUACACGUUCUUGAUGGCGGACCUCGGUGGAGAUCAGAUUUUCCUUGCGACUUUCCGAGUGAUCGAGGGCGACUCCUUUGCAUCCGAACUCGCCGAUCCAUCCACUGAGGCUUUUCGAAUUCGAUCCAGAGAGUAUCGAGACAGACUGAAUUUAGUUUUCCGACGAAGUCCUUUGAAGCUGUCCUUCCUGGGAACGGAAAUCCUGGCGCUUGAUGGAACCGAGAGUCGAGAUCUGGUGGUCCACUUCGACGUGCGAUUCGACCCCCUGUUUCGUACGAUAACUGUCCCCGAAGUGGUGGACGUCCUGGAACGCGAGAUUACCUCCGAGUAUCCGAAAUACCUCGGGAAUCUGACGGUGGAUCCGAAAAGCAUCGAGGUCCAGGAAAGUCUCGACGCUCUGAGGAGUCAGGUGUCGAUGCAGACCACGGUGUCCACUUUGCCUCCAACCACGACUGCACCACCUCCCAGAAAGUGCAGCAAACUGGAGCUCUCUUACUGCCGACAUCUGCCCUACAACGUGACGUCCUACCCCAACGUCCUAGGCCACAAAUCUCUGGAAGAUGUGCAAAACGACGUGAUCGCAUUCAGGGAACUGGUGGACGCCGAAUGCUACAGGCUCGCCUACGACUUCAUCUGCCAGGUUCUCCAACCUUCCUGUCUUCCAGGACACGGCCAGGACGUGUUGCACCUGCCCUGCAGGAGCUUCUGCAGAGAGUUCUGGCUGGGAUGUGGGAAUCGACUCUCUGAUAGGAUCAGACAAGCUUUGGACUGCUCCAAUUUCCCGGAGUACGCGGACUCCGGGAGCUGCAGACCCAAACCUGGGUGCGUGCAGGACCUUCAGUCCAAAGCUCUCUCUCCAAGGAUUUGCGACGGAGUCAUCGACUGUCCGGAUUUAUCUGACGAGAAGAGCUGCUCUUACUGCCGCGACGAGUACGUGCAUUGCGGAGUCGGCAGAGCUUGUAUUCCGAGGUCUAAACGCUGCGAUGGAAACUUGGAUUGCCCUAAUGGCAGUGACGAGAAGGACUGCCUGAGUCUGGCCCAGAGCGUCGCGUCUGUAAAGUCCCAACCUAUGGACACUCCUCAUCUUCCAAGAUACAUCGACGAAGGAUAUGUGGUCUUCAACGAGAAAGGAAGUGUCGGGAAACUCUGCACGGAGAACCUCAAUGCCACGUUGCCGGAAACGGAAAUGGAAACGGUUCUGCAAACCGCUGCCAGCUCGCUCUGCAGCAUCCUGACUUUCAGCGGCGUCGAGUCCGUGGAAGUCAAGGUCGACGAGGAGGAAAAUGUUCAGUAUGUUCAUAUGGAGGAUCCUUCCGCAUCGGAGAUCACUUUCGUACGUGCACCUUGUCCCAGCAGAGAAGUGAUGUACGUCAAGUGCGCGGCCCUUGAAUGCGGAAUACAAGCUCUCAGAACCAGGUCCGGGACUUCCGGUCUCAGCAAGAUGGCGGAGCCUGGAGACUGGCCUUGGCAUGUUGCCCUCUUCAAACAAGAAGUCCAUGUUUGCGACGCCACCCUGGUGGCGGCUAAUUGGCUGCUGACAACUGCCUUUUGCUUCCAGGGCGGGUUCGUUAUCGAUGAUUUUAGCCAACCCAAGGCAGAGUGGUCUGCUAGACUGGGGACUGUCAGGCUGAGCAGCACUUCGCCCUGGCAGCAAGAGCGCAGAAUCAUCGGCAUGGUCAAGUCCCCCGUUGAAGGAAGCACAACGGUACUCCUCAAGUUGGACAGACCAGUCGUCGCGUUUUCCGACUUCGUUCGACCCGUUUGUCUGCCCUCUAGCCGUGAUCCGAUUCCGACGAACGGAUCCCACUGCAACACCCUGGGAUGGGCCAGGAACAGGGAUCUGCUUCAGAGGGUCCAGCUGAGACUCAGCUCCAUGGAGAGAUGCGAGAACAUCAGUAUACCUUCUCUCAACAGUGUCUGCACCGAGACAGCCUUCUCAACAGAUGACUGUAACGAGGAGGAAGUGGCCGGAAGUCCCAUGCUCUGUUUGUUAUCCGAUGGAAGGAGAUGGGCUUUGACAGGAGUCGGAAGCUGGAGGAUAGCGUGCUCCAAGGCUGGAGCAGAGAGACCAAGGCUCUACGACAAGAUCUCCUCCAACAUCGCUUGGAUAGAAUCCACCAUUGGCUGAGUCUUAUCAUGGAAUUAACAAAAGUCAUGUCUUCAUCGCGAACGGAUGAUGGGUAGAUCCGCUGGGAGUGUGGACGGCUUCGGGGAUGGGAUCUCUGGAAGCGGAGUAUUAUCAACGCGACUGAUAAUGAGUUUCUACUUGUGAUAGGAUCACCGUAGGUCAGGAAAAUAUUGCCCUAGGUAGAGAAUUGUCAGAGAUUCAUUCCCUGCCGUUAGAGAUCCUUAAAGGACUGCACGAGGAAACUAACUAAAGGGCGCCUAGACUGUCGGAUGACGAAGAGCGCAGGGACGAUUGUACAUAUCUUAGCACGUAGAACAAUGUUUACCGAGAAUCUCCAGUUAGAGUUGAACUUUACCAAGUAUUGUAUAACAAUGCCUAAGGACGUUGCUUCCUAGAGGGAGCGUUUGUGGAAUCGAAUCGGAGGUCUUCGAUGGGCGAGCCGAUCAGCUGUUUCCUCGAGAAUCCAACCAGAGAGAAGAUCUCGAAGAGGUCGGACCAGGAAGCUGUACUUUAAUUUAUUUUUAUCCCGGGAGUCUCGACUUCUAGCCCGUCAUUGUUACCUAUGUAUACCGCGUCGUUCGUACUAGAAAUAAAAGGAAUUUCAGCCUUCCAUGUAA